Messenger RNA from Prunus armeniaca (apricot), 273 nucleotides. The record is from the annotation of a GenBank genome assembly. NCBI's taxonomy places the organism in Eukaryota, Viridiplantae, Streptophyta, Magnoliopsida, Rosales, Rosaceae.
AUGAGGAUGACGAAGAAGCCCCAAAAAGCGAAAAAGAAAGAAACAAAAGGUGGGGUGUUUUCAGUGGUUGAAGCGGAGCAGAAAAAGAGUGAGCUUUGGUUGAAAGGGCAUGGGAGGAGACAGAAAGCAGAGAGUAGGUCGUCAAAUGUCUAUGGAACUUCAAAGAAGCGACUGAAUGACCUAAUGUUUAGAGAGGAAGAGAAAAGGGGGCGCCAGGACUUGAGUCAGGGCUUGCAGAGCUUGGGGACCAAGGCAGCCCAUGACAUCUGGUGA